AGGUCGGGAGCAAAAGAACGAACACCAUGGCGGCAGCUGCUGCUUCGUGCCUUACUCUCCCUUGCAAAUCCAAACCCUUCUCCCCCUCCUCUUCCCUCAGCAACACAAGCAGCAGAAGAGCCGGGUUCGCUCUCCGCCGCUCUCCCGAAGCCACAUCCCUCGCCUUCGCCUCCAGUCUCUCCCUCACUGCCUUCCCAACAGGGGUCGGUUUUCUACGCCCGGUGGAGAAGCCCCGGGCGCCUCCGCUGCGGAGGCCCGCGGUGGUGUGCGAGGCCGCGCCGAAGAAGUACGACUCUGCAUCAAAGAGGACUCGGCAGGCCGAGAGGCGCCGCAUCUACAACAAGGCUCGCAAGUCCGAGAUCAAGACUCGGAUGAAGAAGGUCCUUGAAGCCCUUGAUGUACUCAGGAAGAAAAGUGAUGCACAGGCAGAAGAAAUUCUUCCGAUCGAAAAACUUAUAGCGGAUGCAUACUCGGCAAUCGACAAAGCUAUCCAAGUAGGCACUUUGCAUGGGAACACCGGGGCGCGGAGGAAGUCUAGGCUCGCGAGGAGAAAGAAAGCUGUGGAGAUCCACCAUGGUUGGUACAUCCCUGCUGCUGCAGCUGCUUAAUGUUCUGAGAUUGAGAUCAAGGGCAAUUUAUUGUUAGAAUGAACAAUCUUUCUUUGGAUUUUGUAAGAAACAUGUGAAGAGUAUCAACUUUGCUAAUAGAGUUUGCUGUUGGCAUUGGCCUGAGAGUACUGUUUAUAUCAUCCUAAGCACCUGUUGAAGAAGUUUGAUAAGCAUUCAAUUGUUGACACAGGUGUGGUUGUAUUUAUAUAUAGGUGAAUUGAGAAUGUCAAGAUUAAUUCA
Musa acuminata subsp. malaccensis (wild Malaysian banana) is the source of this 848-nucleotide messenger RNA. RefSeq names its product small ribosomal subunit protein bS20c. The record is from RefSeq and is a predicted model, not a curated record. Gene Ontology annotation, cellular component: ribosome; small ribosomal subunit. Gene Ontology annotation, molecular function: small ribosomal subunit rRNA binding; structural constituent of ribosome. NCBI's taxonomy places the organism in Eukaryota, Viridiplantae, Streptophyta, Magnoliopsida, Zingiberales, Musaceae. Gene Ontology annotation, biological process: translation.